Nannospalax galili (Upper Galilee mountains blind mole rat) is the source of this 2578-nucleotide messenger RNA. It is a transcript of the gene Vps51, whose product is annotated as VPS51 subunit of GARP complex. Gene Ontology annotation, cellular component: membrane; GARP complex; EARP complex. Bases 99 to 2453 code for a protein of 784 amino acids. The transcript is spliced from 10 exons. Gene Ontology annotation, biological process: Golgi vesicle transport; Golgi organization; lysosomal transport. NCBI's taxonomy places the organism in Eukaryota, Metazoa, Chordata, Mammalia, Rodentia, Spalacidae. The record is from RefSeq and is a predicted model, not a curated record.
GGGCUGCUUGAGUUCAACAACAACUUUAUUGUUCCCGGAAGUGUUUCCUUCCCUUCCCUGCCCCAGCCGGAUCACCCCUGUGGGCUGCGGUGGGAGCGAUGUCGGGGGCGGCAGCUGCAGCCGCGGGGCCUAACCUGGGCCCUGGGCCUGGGGACUCCCCGGAAGGCCCGGAGGCGGAGGCUCCAGAGCGGCGGCGGAAGGCUCACGGGAUGCUGAAGCUUUACUACGGUCUGUCAGAGGGGGAGACGACAGGGCACCCCGGGGGCCCUGACCCUCUGGACCCGACAGAUCUCAAUGGGGCACACUUCGACCCGGAAGUUUAUCUGGACAAGCUGCGGAGAGAGUGUCCUCUGGCCCAGCUGAUGGACAGUGAGACGGACAUGGUGCGACAGAUCCGGGCUCUAGACAGCGACAUGCAGACCCUGGUCUAUGAGAACUACAACAAGUUCAUCUCAGCUACAGAUACCAUUCGGAAGAUGAAGAAUGAUUUCCGGAAAAUGGAGGACGAGAUGGACCGUUUGGCCACCAACAUGGCGGUAAUCACCAACUUUAGUGCGCGCAUCAGCGCCACACUACAGGACCGCCAUGAGCGUAUCACCAAGCUGGCAGGAGUGCACGCCCUGCUGCGGAAGCUGCAAUUCCUCUUUGAGCUGCCCUCGCGCCUCACCAAGUGCGUGGAGCUGGGCGCCUAUGGGCAGGCGGUACGCUACCAGGGCCGCGCGAGGGCAGUGCUGCAGCAGUAUCAGCACCUGCCCUCCUUCCGCGCCAUCCAGGACGACUGCCAGGUCAUCACGGCCCGCCUGGCUCAGCAGCUGCGGCAGCGCUUCAGGGAGGGCGGCUCUGGCGCCCCAGAGCAGGCGGAGUGCGUGGAGCUGCUGCUGGCCCUGGGUGAGCCUGCCGAGGAGCUGUGCGAAGAGUUUCUGCUGCACGCGCGUGGGCGGCUGGAGGAAGAGCUGAGUAGCCUGGAGGCGGAGCUGGGGCCCUCGCCGCCUGCGCCCGACGUGUUGGAGUUCACCGACCGCGGCGGCAGCGGCUUCGUGGGCGGCCUGUGCCAGGUGGCAGCGGCCUACCAGGAGCUGUUUGCUGCCCAGGGCCCUGCGGGUGCGGAGAAGCUGGCAGCCUUCGCGCGGGAGUUGGGCGGCCGCUACUUUGAGCUGGUGGAGCGCCGGCUGGCGCAGGAGCAGGGUGGCAGUGACAACUCCCUGCUGGUGCGCGCCCUGGAUCGCUUCCACCGGCGCCUUCGGGCACCGGGGGCCCUGCUGGCCGCUGCUGGGCUCUCGGAGGCUGCCACAGAGAUCGUGGAGCGAGUGGCCCGAGAGCGCCUGGGUCACCACCUGCAGGGCCUGAGGGCCUCCUUCUUGGGAUGCCUGACUGAUGUUCGCCAGGCGCUGGCGGCACCUCGCCUGGCUGGGAAGGAGGGCCCCAGCCUGGCGGAGUUGCUGGCCAAUGUGGCUAGCUCCAUCCUGAGCCAUAUCAAGGCCUCCCUGGCCUCUGUGCAUCUCUUCACCGCCAAAGAGGUGUCCUUCUCCAACAAGCCAUACUUUCGGGGCAAGUUCUGCAGCCAGGGAGUCCGAGAGGGGCUCAUCGUGGGCUUCAUCCGCUCCAUGUGCCAGACGGCCCAGAGCUUCUGUGACAGCCCCGGGGAGAAGGGGGGUGCCACACCCCCAGCCCUGCUCUUGCUGCUCUCACGCCUCUGCCUGGACUAUGAGACGGCCACCAUCUCCUACAUCCUCACACUCACUGACGAACAGUUUCUGGUGCAGGACCAGUCUCCAGUUACACCUGUGAGCACACUCUGUGCAGAGGCCAGAGAGACAGCACGGAGGCUGCUAACCCAUUAUGUGAAGGUUCAGGGCCUAGUCAUAUCACAGAUGCUACGCAAGAGUGUGGAGACACGGGACUGGCUCAGUACCCUAGAGCCCCGGAACGUGCGUGCUGUCAUGAAGCGUGUGGUAGAGGAUACGACAGCUAUUGAUGUACAGGUGGGGCUCCUGUACGAAGAGGGUGUUCGCAAGGCCCAGAGCAGCGACUCCAGCAAGAGGACCUUCUCUGUGUACAGCAGCUCUCGGCAGCAGGGCCGCUAUGCGCCCAGCUACACACCCAGUGCCCCGAUGGACACCAACCUCUUGAGCAAUAUCCAGAAGCUGUUUUCCGAACGUAUUGAUGUGUUCAGCCCUGUGGAAUUCAACAAGGUAUCGGUGCUGACUGGCAUCAUUAAGAUCAGCCUGAAGACGCUGCUGGAGUGCGUGCGGCUGCGCACCUUUGGGCGCUUUGGGCUGCAGCAGGUGCAGGUGGACUGCCACUUCCUGCAGCUCUACUUAUGGCGCUUUGUGGCCGAUGAGGAGCUUGUGCAUCUGCUGCUAGAUGAAGUGGUAGCCUCGGCUGCCCUGCGCUGUCCAGACCCAGUGCCCAUGGAACCUAGUGUCGUGGAGGUCAUCUGCGAGCGCGGCUAGGCCACGCCUUAGCCCUGCACGGGGCUGCCCCAGUGCCCCAUCCUGCCUGUGCCCUGGUCUCGCCCUGGCGGCCCUUCCCCGCUGGCGGGUGUCACGACCAGCCUAAUAAAAGUGUGUGGUCUCCU